AUGCAGACGAGAGGCAGUGCGUUCGGCCAGGCCCAUCCAGUGCAGACGAGAGGCAGUGCAAUCUGCCAGGCCCAUCAAGUGCAGAUGAGAGGCAGUGCAAUCUGCCAGGCCCAUCAAGUGCAGAUGAGAGGCAGUGCGUUCGGCCAGGCCCAUCAAGUGCAGAUGAGAGGCAGUGCGUUCGGCCAGGACCAUAAAGUGCAGAUGAGAGGCAGUGCGUUCGGCCAGGCCCAUCAACUGCGGACGAGAGGCAGUGCGUUCGGACAGGCCCACCAAGUGAAAGAGGCAGCCCAUCAAGUGCAGACGAGAGGUAGUGCGUUCGGCCAGGCCCAUCAAGUGCAGACGAGAGGCAGUGCGUUCGGCCAGGCCCAUCAAGUGCAGACGAGAGGCAGUGCGAUCGGCCAGGCCCAUCAAGUGCAGACGAGAGGCAGUGCGUUCGGCCAGGCCCAUCAAGUACAGACGAGAGGCAGUGCGUUCGGCCAGGCCCAUCAAGUGCAGACGAGAGGCAGUGCGGUCGGCCAGGCCCAUCAAGUGCAGACGAGAGGCAGUGCGUUCAGCCAGGCCCAUCUAGUGCAGACGAGAGGCAGUGCGUACGGCCAGGCCCAUCAAGUGCAGACGAGAGGCAGUGCGUUCAGCCAGGCCCAUCAAGUACAGACGAGAGGCAGUGCGUUCGGCCAGGCCCAUCAAGUGCAAACGAGAGGCAGUGCGUUCAGCCAGGCCCAUCUAGUGCAGACGAGAGGCAGUGCGAACGGCCAGGCUCAUCUAGUGCAGACGAGAGGCAGUGCGUUCGGCCAGGACAAUCAAGUGCAGACGAGAGGCAGUGCGUUCGGCCAGGACAAUCAAGUGCUGACUAGAGGCAGUGCGUUCGGCCAGGACAAUCAAGUGCUGACUAGAGGCAGUGCGUUCGGCCAGGCCAAUCAAGUGCAGACGAGGGGCAGUGCGUUCGGUCACGCCCAUCAAGUGCAGACGAGAGGCAGUGCGUUCGGCCAGGCCCAUCAAGUGCAGACGAGAGGCAGUGCGUUCGGCCGCGCCCAUCAAGUGCAGACGAAAGGCAGUGCGUUCGGCUAG
Schistocerca gregaria is the source of this 1065-nucleotide messenger RNA. RefSeq lists its product as uncharacterized. NCBI's taxonomy places the organism in Eukaryota, Metazoa, Arthropoda, Insecta, Orthoptera, Acrididae. The record is from RefSeq and is a predicted model, not a curated record. The transcript has 2 exons. Bases 1 to 1065 code for a protein of 354 amino acids.